Molecule: messenger RNA, 1317 nt
Organism: Alternaria rosae
Lineage: Eukaryota; Fungi; Ascomycota; Dothideomycetes; Pleosporales; Pleosporaceae
Product: alpha/beta hydrolase fold domain-containing protein
Exons: 1
Coding region: 181-1119 (312 amino acids)
Source: RefSeq, a predicted model, not a curated record
CCGUAUCGUCGAUCUGCUUGUAUAUCCCUCAAAGCAAACAACCUUUCACCAUGCGCUGCCGGUCGCGCUUACCCCAGGCGGCGAAGGCAAUGUGGCCUUGCGCGCCCCUCCAUCCCCCGUAGAAGUUGCAACGACCAAGCCAGCGACCCUCGCGACCCAAUACUAAUCUCAACGCAUACGAUGCAGCAGGAGAAUGAGCGCAUGAAGCUCAAAGAUGGCCGUACCCUCUCCUACGCUAUCUACGGCAGCCCGAUGCCACAGAAGACGAUAGUCUUCAUGCAUGGCUGCCAAUCCUCGCGCUACGAAGGCAAGCUAUGGCACUCGGCCUGCGCCCUACACAACGUCCGAAUUAUCGCACCCGACCGUCCUGGCAGCGGCCAGUCGACCUUCCAGAUCAAUCGUCGCAUCCUUGAUUGGCCUACCGACGUACUCGCCCUGACCGACCAUCUCAAGAUCCACAACUUCUACGUACUAGGUGUAUCGGGAGGCGCGCCUUAUGUACUGGCCUGCGUCAAGGAGGUGUCGAGGGACCGUCUGCUGGGGGCCAGUAUCGUCAGCGGUCUAUACCCUGUCAAGUUCGGCACAGCUGGCAUGCUGCUACCUUCGCGCAUCGUCCUUUGGGCAGCGCCGUGGGUCAACGGGCUAACCACCACGUUGUUCGAGAGCACCAUCGGUAAGCCAAGUCGCGAUGACGACCCGAAAGUCCUGGAGGGCAUCAUUGCCAAGGAGAUCCGGAGCCGUCACCCCGCCGACCAAGAAGCUAUCCAUGAUACCACCAACUGGCCCAUCUACGUAGCCAUGACUAGAGAAUCGUUCCACCAGGGAAGCGAAGGCGCAAGCUGGGAAGCCAAAUUGAGCGGCAGCGACUGGGGCUUUGAGUUCGGACAUCUAUACGUUGGAGAGAACGGAGUACCGCUUACCUUGUGGCAUGGUCAGGAGGACCAGAAUUGUCCCGUCGCCAUGGCCCAGAAGGCCAAGGAGAUGUUGCCAGGAAGCGUAUUGCACUUGAAGAGUGGCGAAGGGCCCAUGAGCUACAUAUUCCGAAAUGCUGACAACAUUCUGGACGAUCUCAUGGACGAAAUGGAGAGCGAGGAGUACAUGAUGGUUGGUGCUGCGUAACUGCGUCGGUACAUGCUAUGCUGGUGUUGGACUCCCGCCCAGAUUGCGUCUCGAUGCUCUGGGUUCGUUGCUUGGUUUGCUCUUGCCAGGCUCGUCCAACCAGUCUUUGGUGCACAUGUUCAAUCACAAUCAGACCUCAUAGUUAACAUAUCACCACUUCACAUUUGGUUCUCGAUGACCACCUCAAGUAAUUGAGAA